UAACUUGGGAAAAGAAGCCUUGUGUUGUAUCUGUAAAGAAACACCAAAGAAAGAAGGAAGCGACAAGAAGUUUGGGCCAAUUCCGAAGCUGCUGGGAAGAAGAAGAUGCUGGUGGUGCUGCUGCUGGCCCACCCCUAAGCACAAGGUACAAAUUCCUCUUUCAACGGCGCCGAGUUCCAAUUAACCGUGCAUCAUCCGCCGGCGAACUCUCUCUCUUUCUCUCUCUAGGUUAUCGCUCAGGUACACUUUCUCUCUCUAAAUCUCACAUCACUGGCGAAGGCGAUCAUUUCCGGAUCGAAGUGCACCUCCUGAUCCGUUCGCUCGGAUCUUGUUGUCCCCGAUGGCGAGAGCUCUUCUACUCUGCCUAGGGUUUUUCCUCUUCCAUUGGAUUCCGUUCUGUUAUUCGGAUCCGGGUCGAAGUUGCCCCAAAGUCAACACUUCUCUGCUCAAUUUCGAACCUGAGUUCGUGAUGCUGCAGCACCAACUCAGAGGGGUCUUUGAGGUGAUCGAUAAUUGUUCGUUUAGGGUUAGCCAAUUUGACAUGCUCCCGGGAUCCGACGUUCACUGGUGGGGUGCCGUCGCUGACGAUUUUGAUAAUUUGACAUCGGGGUUUGUGAUAUCUGAUAUGCAACUCAACAGAACUUACAAAAACGAGAGCUUUGUUGUGAAUUUGAUGAGUAACGUGACUUGGGACAAGAUCCGGGUGGUUGCCGUUUGGGAUAAACCCACGGCUUCUGAUUUUGGCCAUGUGUUGAGAGAUUUGGGAAAUGGGUCGGAGAGUCCGGCCCCAUCUCCUUCUCCCGGUGUUGGCUUGGGCAACUCGAGUGUUUGGGUUAGCAUGCAGCCAACGAUGUUCGAGAAUUGUAAGUCUUUGACAGAAAAUUAUAGGGUUCGGUGGACACUGAAUGUGGAGGAGGGUGUGAUUGAUAUUGGCUUGGAGGCAGUCGCAGGCAGUCUGAAUUACAUGGCAUUUGGAUGGGCAAAUGCCAGUUCAGGAAAUAACCCAAUGAUUGGUUCUGAUGUAACUGUGACGGGGAUUAAGGAUGACGGCAUGCCAUUUGCUGAUGAUUUCCAUAUUACCCAAUAUAGUGAGUGCACAACGGACAAGGAUGGUAAAGUUGAGGGUGUGUGUCCAGACUCAAUGUUUGAAGGGUCUAACAUUAAUGAUUCAGUGAACAACACAAGGCUGGUUUAUGGGCACAGGAAAGAUGGGGCGUUGUUUAUUCGGUAUCAAAGGCCAUUGAAAGCAGGUGAUAAGAAAUAUGAUUUGCCAGUCAAUCAUACAGAUAACAUGACUGUGAUUUGGGCUAUGGGUUUGAUAAAGCCACCUGAUAGUAUUAGCCAUUAUUAUCUUCCCCAAAAUCAUGGUGGGAAAUAUGGGCAUUUGAUGCUUAAUGUUUCACAGCACGUGAAUGAUUGCUUGGGACCUUUGGAUGCUGAAGAUAAGGAGGACCAAGAUCGUGUCAUUGCAGAUAGAAAUACACCACUUAUUGUCUCUUCGGGCCCUGCUUUGCAUUAUCCAGAUCCGCCAAAUCCUUCUAGAGUUAUUUACAUUAACAAGAAAGAAGCUCCUGUCUUGAGGGUAGAAAGGGGGGUUCCUGUGAAGUUCUCAAUACAAGCUGGUCAUGAUGUUGCAUUAUAUAUUACUUCUGAUCCACUUGGUGGGAAUGCAACUUUGAGAAAUACGUCUGAGACUAUUUAUGCAGGGGGAGCAGAAGCUGAAGGAGUCCAAGCCAGUCCUACGGACUUAGUUUGGGCACCUGAUAGAAACACCCCCGAUGAAGUUUACUAUCAGUCAGUAUUCAUGCCAAAAAUGGGCUGGAAAGUUCAAGUGGUUGAUGGAGGUUUGUCAGAUAUGUAUAAUAACAGUGUUCUUUUGGAUGAUCAGCAAGUUACUUUAUUUUGGACGCUCUCAAAAAAUUUAAUAUCUUUUGCGGCUCGGGGUGAGAAAAAAAGUGGUUAUCUUGCAAUAGGUUUUGGUAGUGGGAUGGUAAAUAGUUUUGCUUAUGUGGGCUGGAUUGAUGAUGAUGGCAGAGGGCAGGUUGGUACCUACUGGAUUGAUGGGAAGGACGCCUCAAGAAUACAUCGGACACAUGAGAAUUUGACAUACGGAAGAUGUAAAUCGGAAAAUGGUAUUAUCACUUUGGAGUUUACCCGUCCCUUGAAUCCAUCAUGCAAUGGGGAUGAGGGGCCAGAGUGUAAGAAUACUAUUGAUCCAAAGACUGUUCUAAAAGUUGUCUGGGCUAUGGGUGCUCGAUGGACGGAGAGCCAUUUAAGUGAGAGAAAUAUGCAUUCAGUGACAAGCAGUAGGCCUAUUAGGGUGCACCUCAUGCGUGGAUCAGCAGAGGCAGAGGAGGAUUUACGUCCUGUAUUAGCUGUACAUGGGUUCAUGAUGUUUCUUGCUUGGGGAAUUUUGCUUCCAGGUGGAAUACUGGCAGCUAGGUACCUAAAACAUGUCAAGGGCGAUGGAUGGUUCCAGCUUCACGUUUACUUGCAGUACUCAGGAUUGGCUAUUGUCCUGAUUGGCUUUCUUUUUGCUGUAGCUGAGCUUCAGGGUCUCCAUUUUGAAUCACUACAUGUGAAGUUUGGAAUGAUUGCUAUUGCUUUGGCUUGUAUACAACCACUGAAUGCGUAUGUGAGACCCAAAAAGCCUGCUAAUGGAGAGGAGGUUUCCUCUCAAAGGCUUCUUUGGGAGUAUAUUCAUAUGAUCAUUGGCAGGUCUGCUAUUGUUGUUGGGAUUGCAGCCCUUAUCACUGGAAUGAAACAUUUAGGAGAUAGAUAUGGUGAUGAAAAUGUUCAUGGACUCAAUUGGGCUUUGAUAGCUUGGUGCUUGAUUGGUGCUUUGACAGUAGUGUAUUUGGAGUAUCGUGAAAGAAUGCGAAGGAGAGAUAGACUGUUUGGAGGAAGCAAUUGGGUGCUGGGAAACAGUGACGAGGAUGAGGAUACUGAUUUACUGUCCCCAAGUCGGCAAAUUGUGAGAAAAGAGUCUGCUUCAUCCGGAAGAAUGGAAGUUCAGCUCGAACCUUUGAGCAGAUAGAUAGCUUUGUUUGGUCAAUUUUUUGAUAAUAGGUUACAACUGUUCUUCAACAGUUUUCAAUUUUCAUACACAUGAGAUGGAAGCUUGAUUAUUUUCCUUAAAAAGAUUCUCAGAUAGUAAGAUUGAGAUUAACUUGGAAUUGACAUAUUUGCCUUUGGUAUUCAUCCUGGAGGGCAAAUAUCCUGCGGGUACUCUGUAUACAUUUAUUUACAUAGUUCUACAUUUUCUCUCCCUCGCGCACAAAUGGAAGAAGUUGUUUGCAAUUCAUUGGGUUCCAUAUUCAAUAGUAAUAUUCUUCCUUUACCCUUUUGUA
This is a messenger RNA of Diospyros lotus (date-plum), 3350 nucleotides long. RefSeq names its product cytochrome b561, DM13 and DOMON domain-containing protein At5g54830. Bases 341 to 3037 code for a protein of 898 amino acids. The record is from RefSeq and is a predicted model, not a curated record. Gene Ontology annotation, molecular function: heme binding. Gene Ontology annotation, biological process: cytochrome complex assembly. Lineage: Eukaryota; Viridiplantae; Streptophyta; Magnoliopsida; Ericales; Ebenaceae. The transcript has a single exon.